CAACAACAGAGAUGCAGGACGAAUCACUCACCGAGUCGGUUGUAUGUCAUACUGAUCUUCCCUUUUCUCUCCUCUUACGGUAUUUCCUCGAGUAGCAAGACCAGCAAUGCAGCUCCGGAUCCUCGAUUGCUCCGCGUGUUUCAGCUCUCAAGGGCUCCCUGAGCGGGAGGAAUACGUACUCCCGGAAGGCUGAACUGACAAGCGUCAAGUAUAUUAGCUUGGCAGGACAAGUGGACGAUGACGUUUUUCGUCGGAAAGAAUCUGCUUCAAAGACAGAAAACUCGGAGAAUUCAACAAAAAGUUCAAGUCAGAGAAAAAUGUUGGCAGGGCUGGCUAUUUAGCGCAAUGCAAAAUGCAAGCUGAGCUGCCAGAAAGAGUGUGAAAACUGCGAUGAAGGACAGCCGGGCAGACUCAAGCAGGGAAGUUUUAUUAUUGAUAAUAAUAAAUAAUAUGAAGCCACCGACAACCCAAACAAACAAGAGCAAACAGCCACAGUUACAAGAGGGCGAUUCUUGGCUUAUUAGAUCCAGUCUAAAAAUAACAUGGCGCCUACUGGAGUCGUGACGCAACCCGCUAACUACUCCACACUGCAUCAGUCCGUCGUGGCUCAGUCGCUGCCACGGUUGGUUAGACAGUAGUAGGUACUAGGUAGUGACUGGCCGCCGGUCGUUCGCAUGCCUCCCGAGCUUGCCUUGAAUGCCAUGAAACCAAGCGGAGUUAAAUCCACCCUCUCGCAACUCUGCAGUUACCACGGUUCCACAGGGAAUGAGGUAUCUCUCUGUUCCUGACUCUGGCUUCUUCAAAAUGGUACAGAGUAUACGUGGUUCAGAAAUGCUGAACAAUGGUUCGGAAUCUAUUACCGGGGAGAUCUGGAUCACGACCGGUUAAUCAAAUACAGCCUCAUUUAUUGUAUCCAAUCUGUGGGGGGACCUAUGGUUGCUCCGCCGAGCUUGACACUUCCGCUGCUGCAUAUAACCCUCUUUCCUCCUUCUUCCUAGCACAUACGAACAUAGGGAGUGGAAAAUAGGGCUUCCCGUCCGCUCAGCCGUACUCAAGCCACUCACCGGCCUGUUAGUAGUUGGGUGGGUGACCACCAGCGAAUCCGGGCUUUCGUAUGUUUAUGUUUUUUGUCUUAUAUAUAUAUAUACAAGCAUCAAAUGCUCGCUUACGCUCGCUUUGCUGCUUGUUCCACCCCUUCCACUCCCUACCUCCUCUACCACCACCACCGCCUCUACCGCCCCGCAACCCCCCCUACCACUUCUACCCCCUACCUCUACCCCCUACCUCUAAUAAUAAUAUUAAAUAAUAACAUUGCAGGUGAGCGGUAGCUUACUAAUCUCUAGGGCCUGGUAACAUAGGUGACGCGACUUCUGCCGUGUUACGUUACCCCGUUUUAUUUCUCGUUCCCACCACGCGCCACCACGCCAUAUCAUAUCACCAUCCAAAAUCUCCAUUCUCACCACUAAAUCUUUGCUACCCAUUUCACUUUUUGAUGUGACUCUUUUAUCCCUAUCUAAUGGCUGAGAACAGUUCACAGGAUUACAAGGCUCUCUUCCAUAGAGUGGAGCUGAGAAGGCAGGCAGAGGAGCGAGAGAGACAGGAAAGAGAGUUGCGAAGGCAGGCAGAGGAGCGCAGUCAGCCAACAACAUUCGAAGAGCUCAUCAAGGGUUGUCAUAAUUCAUUCUCCCAGCCUCUGCAGGUUAGAACGCCAUCCCACUCCACAAAGGGGGCUAUCCUGCCACCCACUGGGAAAUACUGUCCAACAAAUCUUCGCUUUUGGUCAAGCUGUCCGGGUCAACUGCAAGAAACUUACAAUGCAGUUUCCACUUAUCUUCAACCAACUGGAAGAGAUGCACCUCAGCUAUUCACAUCUCUUCUUGAGCUGGAUGGACUUGGUCGGCGGUAUUCUAGUCAAAAACUACGAGUGAGAAGGAUCUGAAGGCCUAUGAGCGAGGUGCGGUGGAAGAUCACGUCCAUGAUAUCAUAGCCGAGCUAUGCAAAAUACCUGAUGCCCGAGAGAGAUUCCGGCUUGGCGAUGGGAUCAUGUUUGAAAAUCAUGGAAAUCUUCUACAGUCAGAAGAGUCGGAUGUACAGCUGAUUGAUGAAUCCAGCUCACGGAACCUCAAACCAGAUUCAUUCUGUAUUCAUCAAAUCAACGGUUCCACCAAUACCUUGAUUACAACAGUCGAGUAUAAGCCACCACACAAGCUCUCAGUUGAAAAUCUCCAAAUGGGUCUUCGAUCGAUGAGGUUCUGGGAACACAUUGUUCAGUCAGACACAAUUCCUGACAAGGCCAAGGAUGAAAAGCUGAGAUAUCAUGCAGAACAGCUGACUGGCUCAGUCUUGGUUCAGAAGUAUCAUGUCAUGAUUCAACAUGGACUUGAGUAUUCCUACAUAACUACUGGACUUGCUAUCAUUCUACUUCAUAUUUCAUAUGAUGACCCUAGUACACUCUAUUACUAUCUCUGUGAACCAAACACAGAUGUGACUUCAGAAAAUUCUGAGGUCUUUCAGUCAAAGACAGCUGUUGCCAGAAUAUUAUGUUUCUGUCUGAUGUGCUUCCUCUCAGAUAUCCGUAAUCAGGAGUGGCGGAAUGCGGCAAGAUCUCAGCUCAAUACAUGGAUCUCAAGUUUUGAUUCUACACAGUCUGAAAUUCCUAAUAAUGAGCUGCAACAAACUCCUCCAGAAUUAGAAUACCCAAGCUCAGAAUAUGUGCUCUCUGAAUGUCUGCCAUCAUCUCCAUUACAGCCCGGCCGUCGAGUUUCCACCCGAUCUCGAACCACCUGUGCACCAAUAGACACUUCACUGCAGAGUGACCAUAUAGAUAGUUCUGACUCCGACUCUGGCCCAGCAUCGCACGGCCGGAAGCGGGGCUUUAGCCAAGUGAUGUCCUGUCCGCCCAGCCAGCGUUCAUCGGCACGUUCAGCAGGUCCUAGUCCUCGCCCAUCAAGCGGCCAGCACCAACACACAACACAUUACUGUACACAGCGAUGCUUGUUGAGUUUGCAACAGGGAGGUGAAUUGGAUCAUCAAUGUCCUAAUGUUUCUCUUCACCAGCAAGGUCAGAAUGGUGAUCACCAUCCUAUUGAUGCAAGAAAGCUUGUGCAACUACUGAAAGCACAGCUUGAUUGUGAUCUUGACCAUAACUGCACACCAUUUGGGAUUUCAGAAGUAUACCAGGUUCUUAAGAAAGCACAGGGUUCUGCUGUCCCUGUAUUCCUGGGGAUGAUUGAUUUGAAACUGGUCCUUUUUAUUCAUGGUGCUGGGGACAUCCGCCAUAUGCUUCUCAUGGGUUGGGCUGGGGAAAGUAUAGACAAAGUCAAAGUCUCGACGCUAAAUGAUGAAAUCUCCAAGUCAGUGAGGGAAAUCCGUAUGCUGGGAGUGGUGCAUAAGGACCUGCGGCCUGCCAACAUGUUAUGGAAUCAUGAACUGCGCCGGGUUCUGAUCAUAGACUUUCACCGGUCCGACAUAGACCGGCGCCCGAAGCAAAGGCGAGUUGGAUCCUUCAAAAGGUCACUUCAUGGGGUGGGCAUCAAACGACCCUGUAACGACAAUGGCUGGACCGGGCAUAUCUCUACGAUAACAGGGGCAGACGUCCAGAGUAGCGUCUGA
This is a messenger RNA of Blastomyces gilchristii SLH14081, 3612 nucleotides long. RefSeq lists its product as uncharacterized. Lineage: Eukaryota; Fungi; Ascomycota; Eurotiomycetes; Onygenales; Ajellomycetaceae. Bases 2044 to 3612 code for a protein of 522 amino acids. The record is from RefSeq and is a predicted model, not a curated record. The transcript has 4 exons.